CACAAUCCACUGCGGCAGCGCUCCAGCCAUUGGAAGAAGAGGCUGGUAGUUUGGCCAAUCAGAGGGCGGCGGGAGCUUUCAAACUAUAGACAGGAAACAGUUCCGAGCAGCGACGGUUUGGACCCGAAGAGUUUCACACGAUUUCACCGUCUGUAGUUUCAUCUGAGGUUUAAUCUGUGGAAUUUAGAAAAACAUAUUGAAUUCACUGAGAGGACAGACGACAAGAAAACUGACCCGCCGGAGGACGGAGGACGGAGACACGGAGAGGACACAACAUGGCGGACUGUGACGGACGCUAUGAGCGUCUGACAGCAGAGCAGAUGGAUGAGCAGAGGAUCCAGAAUGUGGCCUAUCAGUACCUGUGCAGGCUGGAGGAGGCCAAGAGGUGGAUGGAGGCGUGUCUGGGGGAGCAGCUUCCUGCUCCCACUGAGCUGGAGGAGUCGUUGAGGAACGGAGUCAUUCUUGCAAAACUGGGUCAUCGAUUCGCUCCAAAUGCAGUCGCUCUGAAGAAAAUCUACGACCCUGAGCAGCGCCGAUACCAAGCGGUGGGUCUUCAGUUCCGUCACACUGACAACAUCAACCACUGGAGGGAUGCCAUGACCUCCCUGGGACUGCCCACGAUCUUCCAGCCAGAAACGACUGACGUGUACGACAAAAAGAACAUGCCGAGAGCUGUGUACUGUAUCCACGCACUCAGCCUGUACCUGUACAGACGGGGUCUGGCUCCUCAGAUCUAUGACCUGUAUGGAAAAGUCAAGUUCACAGAGGAGGAGAUCAAUAACAUGAAGAUGGAGCUGGAUAAACUCGGGAUCCAGAUGCCGGCAUUUAACAAGAUAGGAGGAAUUCUGGCCAAUGAGCUGUCAGUGGACGAGGCUGCAGUUCAUGCGGCGGUGAUCGCCAUUAAUGAGGCGGUGGACAAGGGUCAGGUGGAGGUGACGGCAGCUGCUCUGAGGAAUCCUAACGCCCUGCUCAGUGACUUGCAGGAGGAGCUGAUGAGCGUCUACCAGGAGCUGCUGCAGCAGGCCAAGAGGAGGAAGGAGGAGCAGGCAGCACGCAGGUGUGGAGGUCCAGAGGACAAAGACAUCUAUGAAGAAUUUCUGACUCAGAGAGAAAUCCAGGACAACGUCCACAUUGUCAACUUGCGGUCAGCGGUGGAGCAGGUGGAUGAAGCCCUGGACUCUGCAGAUGAACUCUCUCUGCUUGCAGCUCUGCAGCAGCCAUGUUUGGCUCUCAGGGGCCUCCGUGCUGACCAUGGACCCUGGUACCUGGAGGAGCUGUUAGCAGAACGGCAGCAGAAGGCCCUGCAUCAGGGUUGUGUUGAUCCUCUGGAGCCCAACGAGCUGCAGGAAGCUGUGACCAUCGCCAACCAGGACGCUCAGAGAGACAGAGCUGUACACAUGGCGUUGCAGGCUGUGAAUGCAUCGCUGCGUCUCAGUGACCCCCGACACACCGUCAGCUGUCUGAUGACCUCUGACCUCCAGCUGCCACAGGUGUUUCCUUUCGCUGCGACUCUUUAUCACCGAGAGCUCCAGCUGCUGCAGAGACAGACUGCUCAGGUGGAGCUGCAGCUGGAGGAGCUGUUUGUUGCCGUGGAGAUGCUGUCAGCUGUCGCUCUCAUCAAUCAGUCAUUAGAGGUGGGACAUCUGCAGCGAUUCAGCUCCCUGUUGGUCAGCCCAUCUGCAGGGCUGUCUGAUGUGGAUGACACGCUGAUGGACAGGUACCUCAGGUGUCUGUCUGGUCUGAAGCAGCAGGCAGGAGGAGAUCUCCUGACCUGGAAUCAGCUGCAGCAAGAAAUCAACUCCAUCAACAACUCAGCACAGGAUGAACACCAAAAGCUGCUGGCUGUUGGUCAGGUUAACGAGGCUGUGAUCAGAGGAGACUCUCAGCAGCUGCUGUCCACUUUGCUGCUGCCUUCCUGUGGUGUGGAGGAGGUGUUACCUGCCAACACCUGCAGAUACCUGAGCCUGCUGACCAGAGCCAGGCAGCACAAAGCUCAGGUGAGCAGAGACCUGGGAGCUGAGCUGUGGUUGGCUGAUAUCCAAGAAGCAGUGAGGAGAGCCAAUCAGGAGAGUCAGAGAGCUCUGAAGUUGUGUCUGUCAGUUGCAGCAGUGAAUCAGGCUGUGAAGGAGAACAGAGUGAAUCAGACUCUUCGUGUUCUGAGUUUACCUGAAGUUCAGCUGCAGGGACUCAAAUCUGUCUGUGCUGCAGAUUAUCAGAGGGAACUCUACAAUCUGAUCACAGACCGGAUACAGACAGGAGACAACAGGAGUCCGUGGGUUCGAGUCCGGCUCGAUGACGGCUUAUUCUACUUCUUCCACCUGAACCGACUGGAGGGCAGCUGGGACAAACCGAGCGGCUUCAUACAGAACAGUGUGUUCCUGGACCGACACGACAUACAGGAGGUGGUCAGUCGUGUUUCAGGCUCGUACAGCCGCAGCAUCCUCUGGCGGAGCAGUGAAGCCCUCAUCAUUGGUCUGCAGGCUGUCAGUCGAGGGUUCCUGAUCAGACAGAGGCUGGAGGCUCGCCGAGGUUACCUGAUGAGUCACACACCUGCUGUCAUUGUCAUCCAGUCUCACUGGAGGAGGUUCGUCCAGCAGGGGGCGUACAGGCGUCGGCUGCAGUUUCUCUACAUGAACUGGAGAGCUGUCGUCAAGAUUCAGUCGGUGGUGAAGAUGUGGUUGGUGAGGAGAAAAUAUCGAGCACGCCUGAGUUUCUUCAGACGUAAUGUGGGCGCUGUCAUAAAGAUCCAGGCCUUCUUCAGAGCCAACAGGGCGCGAGAUGAGUACAGGAUGCUGGUGCACUCGGGUACACCCCCCCUGUCUGUGGUCAGGAAGUUCGUUCACCUGCUUGACCUGGGCGACGGUGACAUCAGAGAGGAGGCGGAGCUUCUGCGUCUGAGGGAAGAGGUGGCAAGGACGAUCCGCUUCAACCGGCUGCUGGAGGUGGAUCUCAACCUGAUGGACCUGAAAAUUGGCCUACUGGUCCGCAACAGAGCCACGCUGCAGGAAGUGGUUAGUCACUGUAAAAAGCUAACGAAGAAGAACAAGGAGCAGCUGUCAGACAUGAUGGACGUCGGGAGGAGUAAAGGACUGAAGGCUCUGAGCAGAGAGCGCAGAGACAGACUGGAGGCCUACCAGCACCUGUUCUACCUGCUGCAGACUCAGCCUCUCUACCUGGCUCAGCUGAUCUUCCUGAUGCCUCAGAGUCGCUCCACCUCCUUCAUGGAGAUGUUGGUGUUCAGUCUGUUUAACUAUGGCUCCGACCGCCGGGAGGCGUUCCUGCUGCUGCAGCUGUUCACUGAGGCGCUGCGAUACGAGAUCAGGCUGAAGGUGGAGCAGCCUCAGGACGUGGUCACAGGUAACCCCACCGUCAUCAAGAUGUUGGUGAACUUUUACCGCCACGCUCGUGGUCAAAACACCCUGCGGGAGUCUCUGGGUCCAGCUCUGCAGGACGUCCUGCUGGACCGGACUCUGAGCAUUAGGACUGACCCAGUGGAGGUCUACAAGACCUGGAUCAACCAGACCGAGACCCAGACUGGACACAAGAGCUCUCUGCCGUAUGAGGUCUCACCUGGUGACGCCUUGAGUCACCCUGAAGUCCAGAGACGCAUUGACAUCGCCAUCAUCAACCUGAAGAACCUGACGGACAGAGUGCUCAAAGCCAUCACCUCCAACCUCCACAAACUACCGUAUGGAUUACGUUACACAGCAAAGGUUCUCAGAGACGCUCUGAAGACAAAAUUUCCUGCAGCCAGCGACGACGAGCUCUAUAAGAUUGUCGGUAACCUGGUCUACUAUCGCUACAUGAACCCGGCUGUCGUGGCUCCAGACGGUUUCGAUGUGGUGGAGCGGUCCGCCGGCUCCACCCUGCAGCCGGAGCAGCGUCACAUCCUGGGCUCCAUCGCCCGCAUGCUGCAGCACGCCGCCGCCAACAAACACUUUCACGGAGAUGGAUACCAUGUCAGAGCUCUGAACCAGUACAUCAGUCAGACCCACAAAAAGUUCAGGAAGUUCCUGAAGUGUGUUUGUGAUGUUCCUGAACCAGAGGACAGAUUCAACAUGGAUGAGUACUCUGAGCUGCUCAUCGUCAACAAACCUGUCAUCUACAUCUCCGUUAGCGAGCUGCUCAACACGCACAAGUUGUUGUUGGAGCAGCAGGAGGUUUUGUGUCCAGACCCGUCUGACCCUCUGAGGCUGCUGCUGAAGGACCUGGGCUCAGUGCCGACCCUGCAGGAGCUCAUCGGAGAAUCUUCUUCAGCAGAUCCAGGAUCAGAGUUCAGUAAGAUGGAAGUGUCUCUGACUCUUACCAACAAGUUUGAUAUCUUCGAUGAGUCGGACGACAAACCAGACACCAGAGGACUGCUGCUCAGCACAAAGCAGCUGAUCAUUGAUAUUAUCAGGACUCAGUCAGGUGACUCUCUGAGUGACAUCCUGCGAGCGUCUGCAUCACAUGACCAGGAAGUGUGUCAUGAUUGGCUGGUACAGCGGCGUGCUCGGCAGGACGCUCGUACACCUGAGAAGAUGAAGAGGAACCAGUCUCUGGUCGCCAACGGCAACCUGAGCUUAGACGAGAAGAAGAGGAAGAUCCUGAGGAGUCUUCGUCGUCUGGAGGGACUGGGAGUCCUGAGACCGCCUCAGGCUGAAAACCAGAUCCUGCAGAUGAUCGCCAAGGACAUCCGCCAGCAGCGUCUGCACCGCCAGCGCCGUGGGGCGGAGCUUCAGAAGUUGCGUCAGACUCUCAGCAGCCUGCAGGCAAAGAGCAGCUUUCAUAGUGAACAGGUGGACUACUACAGACAUUACAUCACUUCCUGUCUGGACAACCUGACCAGUAAAUCGACCAAUAAGAAGGCAGCUGAGAGCAAAGGGAAGAAGAAGCUUCCUGCUCUGAGCUACAGCGCCGCCCGGCUGCAGGAGAAAGGAGUUCUGUUAGAGAUCCAAGACCUGCCGGCUACCCAGUUCAAGAACGUCGUCUUUGACAUCAUCGCCGGACCUGAGAGAGGAAGUUUCAAUGUCAAAGCUCGAUUUCUCGGAGUCGAGAUGGAAGAGUUCCUGCUCAAAUACCAGGACCUACUGCAGCUGCAGUACGAGGGCGUGGCCGUGAUGAAGAUGUUCGACAAGGCAAAGAACAGAGUGAAGCAUCCUCUCUGUGCUUUGAUGUCACUACAGCAACAAGUCGUCUUUCUUCAUGCUGAUUGGUUGAUAAACGUGUUAAUCAGUAAUAUAUGCUUCAUCAUCAUGAAUGUGAUGUCAUGUUAUUGCAUUACUACAUUGAAAUAACAGAGCAGAAAGAAAGCAAAUACUUUAAACAGAGUGAAUCAUCUUCUUUGUUUUCCUAUGUUUUUAAUAUCUCACAACAUUAUGUCCAGUUUUAUCGUACCGAGUGAAACCUCGUCUUUACACACUUAUCUGUUUUUAUGUCUCACUUGUCUGUUAGUGAUCAGCUGUUCUGAUGCCUGAUUGAUAACAGAUGAUCAAUACCUGUAAAUAUUUUCUGUCGAUGAAGAGAAACUUUAUAACUUUCUGUCACACUUUAACCCAAUAAAAAUCUGAUUGCAUCAAAUCAA
Messenger RNA from Acanthopagrus latus (yellowfin seabream), 5563 nucleotides. RefSeq names its product IQ motif containing GTPase activating protein 3 (gene iqgap3). The record is from RefSeq and is a predicted model, not a curated record. Bases 276 to 5276 code for a protein of 1666 amino acids. The transcript is spliced from 39 exons. Gene Ontology annotation, molecular function: calmodulin binding; GTPase activator activity; actin filament binding. Gene Ontology annotation, biological process: regulation of actin cytoskeleton organization; regulation of GTPase activity. Lineage: Eukaryota; Metazoa; Chordata; Actinopteri; Spariformes; Sparidae. Gene Ontology annotation, cellular component: cytoplasm.